UACCGCUGUUUGAGCUCGUCGUCAUUGAAAGAGAUGAAGGUGGUUGCUGCUUAUAUGCUCGCCGUUAUGGGCGGCAACGCCAGUCCCUCUGCCGAUGAUGUUAAGAAAAUUCUCGGAUCAGUUGGAGCUGAAGCCGAUGAUAUUAAGAUUGAGUUGCUCUUGUCCCAACUCAAAGGAAAGGAUAUCACCGAGCUAGUUGCUUCCGGAAGAGAGAAAUUGGCAUCUGUGCCUACAGGCGGUUCAGCUGCCGUUGCAGCACCCGCCGCAGGUACUACCGCUGCAGCCCCUAGCCCUGCUGAGGAGAAGAAGGAAGAGAAGGUUGAAGAAGAGGAGGAGGAAGAUGAUUUUAUUGAUAAUCUCUUCGGCAAAGACGACUAGAAUCACAUAUGGUGUUGCUGACUCUUGAGUACCAGACCAAAACUCGUCAAUGGAUGUAUUGCCAUUGAUGAGGUUCCUAUCUUGUUAUUGCAUUUUAAGAUAUCUAUUUAAUUUU
This is a messenger RNA of Argentina anserina (silverweed cinquefoil), 493 nucleotides long. RefSeq names its product 60S acidic ribosomal protein P2-like. Bases 34 to 378 code for a protein of 114 amino acids. Gene Ontology annotation, cellular component: ribosome; cytosolic large ribosomal subunit. Gene Ontology annotation, molecular function: structural constituent of ribosome. Gene Ontology annotation, biological process: cytoplasmic translational elongation. The transcript has 3 exons. The record is from RefSeq and is a predicted model, not a curated record. NCBI's taxonomy places the organism in Eukaryota, Viridiplantae, Streptophyta, Magnoliopsida, Rosales, Rosaceae.